ACUGUAUUACAAACACAACACACCCUAGAUACUAGGCCUAUCGUCGUCACUGUUUUCCCAACCAGCAGAGCAGGUGGUUGCUGCCUUUACAGUCCCUUCGAACUAAAAACACUAUGCCUAAGUGUCCAAGAUGCACCAAGGAGGUCUACUUUGCUGAGAAAGUAACAUCUCUUGGCAAAGAUUGGCAUAAGAUGUGUCUGAAGUGUAAAUUGUGUAACAAGCUGCUUAGCUCCGGUGGACAUGCACAACAUAAUGGUGAGCCAUAUUGCCAUCAACCUUGUUAUGCAAAAGAAUUUGGACCUACAGGAUUCCGUUCCGGAUCAGCAACUGCUCCCAACAGCUUCUAUAAGAAAUGAUCAGCAUGUCUACCAUUUUAUCGACCGAGGGGCCGCUAUAUGUGUGUGUGGCUUCCUUGUUCCUAGAUAUUGUAAAUAUAGAAUUAUGUUUAGCGUAGUAUAAACUACAAAUUGAAUAUUAUACAAUUUCAACGUUUUGCUCGCCACCUCAACAACCAAGAUUUUUAAUACCUACCAGAUACAGAUGUAUCAAGUGAAAUUUUCAGAAAUCUAAAUUUUGUCUACAGCAGCGUUCCACAAACUUUAGACUGACGAUUCAGUUAGGAAAUUUGAAAUUGAUAUACGACCUACCUAACCCCUUAUUGUACGUUAUGCAACACAUUUCAGUGUAUUUUACCCACCUGGCUUUAUUAUGUUGGGUUUUUUUUCUUACCUAAAUGUGUCAUGAAAUUUUAAAUAAUUAAACACUGAAUAUUCAUUAUUACAAAAUAACAAUGUGUUCAUAUAAUGCCGAUAUAGUGACUGACUACAUCUAGCUGAUUUUUUAUAUCUGUCAAGUUUGUGACCCAUCAAAAUUUAAACCCACUGGUACGUCACAUUAUUCCCAUCAAAGUCACUGCUAAUUAUUUUAUUUAGGACAUAUUUGCUGUUCUGUUAUAUAGAGGCUGCAAUAUUUUUGCUGUAGAAAUAAUGGUUAUUAUUAGAGAAAUAUUUGUUCUGUAAAAAUCUCACCCCACUAAUGUGUAAUUAAGGAUCCCACCAAUACACCAAUAUGGGCCUUGUCAUGCCAAAACCAGCAUCUGUGAGAAAAACAAGAAAAUUAACUUUUAUAUAUAUUCAUAUUCUCCACAUUAUAAGCUUUAAAAUGAUUGGUCAUUACAGGAAUCAACUUACUAUUGCCAAAGUUAUGAGUAAAAGUAUUACAGCUUCUCUGUAUUAUCUAUUCGUGAGUCGCCACCCAUCUCUGUUUUUAAAUGUCAUUUAAGACUCGCUUGUUUCUUUCUCUUUGAUUUCUUUUUUUUCCAUUCCUUGCCAGCUAGCUUUUUUCUAGUUCCAUCAGGAUAGGAGGUGUCUGAGUCCAGGGAUGGCUGAGAUUCAACUGGUGCUGACAGGGUACAUUUUGACAGAUCCCUGCUCAGCGACGAGGGUGUAUCCCACCCAUUUUGGGGGCUAGCUUGGAAUAAUUCUUCUUUCCAUAUUUUUCCAAUUACAUCUGUUCACUUGUGUUUUAACUUAGAGACCCUAGUAUUUUGCAGGGUACAAAUUUAUAACCUUUAACCUUAAAGUAUACAAUACUGCCACAUUCUUAUGCUAAUUACUAACUUUAAUGUUAAUUAGUAAACAGUAUGCUGUUUUUGGAAUGGCAAGCUGCAUGUAUUUGCAAUAUUCCUUGUCAAAUUUUCAACCACGCAAUACCACCAGUUCAAAUGUUUUAACUAUUUAUAUUAUAAGGAAGUACUUUAUAAAUUUUUAAGUAGAUAAUAAAUGGAAGAGAGACUUUUAAAGAUUUGUAUUCAUGUUAAUAAGAACACUUUAGGCUGAAUGACUACAGUUAUGUGAUUCAAACUGAAGAAGUUCCAAUUAACUUGGGAGUUAUAUUUUAAAUGCUACAGUCCGAAACAAAACGUUUUCUUAUUACAUGAUAGACCUUUUAGGAGUGUCGAUCAAACUUAAAAAUUGGCCAAUCAAAACAGGACUAAUGACGAGCUCUAACAACACUGUCAGUAACAUUUGUUGUAGAAAUCUUCAUAUCUUGGACAUAAAUUUAGCCUCAUACUCUGGCACCAAGUAAGCAGCAUAAACAUGCAUGUUCUGUGUUCAUUGAAGAAGUAGAUCUUCUUGGCUAUUAAAUAACACCUUAAACUGUUAACACGUUCACUGCCAGCGACAAGUAUACCCACAUGUUGUUGCUGAGGGCGCUAGGGACGACUAUACUCGUCAAAACUGGUGUAACAUUCUAGCGUAUUACUUCAUUGUUAUACAUUGUAGAACCGCAGACUAGAUGGUUCAGGAAAAAUACACCUAGAUGAUAACAUAUUUGUGUUUGAAUUGUGUUAUGUUGCCGGCAGUACAAAAGAUUGGAGCGCUCUCUGAACAUAAAUCAACCCAUGCAAGAAGCGGAGGAGAAAACUCGCACGUUGCAGGGGCAAUAGAAAUUACUUGUCCAUUGUCAGUGACGAGUUUACUCAUCCCCUAAUAUUUUCCCGCCACUGUUUUGAUGAUAGAGUACGUGACUUGAUACAAAUUUGGCACACAGGGCAAAACCUAAAAAAGGGUCUUGCAGCCAACAUGUUAAGUUUGAUUAACACUUUAUUGUAUUUUUUUAUUUACUGUUGUAUCUGAUAAAAAAUAAUAGAAAAAAAAGCUUGUGCUUGUAGUUAAGUGGUACCUGUCUAUAUACAAAAGGGUUUUAUGUUUUAAAAAUACUGUAUUAUGAAUAAUAUUCAUUGAUUCGGAACUUUCUAAAUUGUGAAUAGAAUACUAUAAUUAUUUUAAAAAUUUUAAAUAUCUUGGUUUGAAAAACUAGACUUUCAAAUGUUUAAUUAUUUAUAUUCAACUUCAAUUUGAAGUUUCAAGUGGAAAUUUCCUGUCAUGAUAUUAUCAGUGGAUUUUCAGAUGAUACGAUCAGAACACGAUACUUAUGCCAUCAAAGAUUAAGUCCAAGUGAUAAUUGAAAAGUACAAGUACAAAGUGUGUUUAAUAUUAUUGAGUUGAUUAUAUCAAGCAGAUGAGAUUUUUCACAAAUAGUCUGUUUUUUUUUUUGUUUUUUUUUCUUUUCAAGAAUUGAAUUGUUAGCCAAAAGAGGUUGUGGUACAAUUUAGAAAUAUUUUUCAGUUAUAAUGCUACAGUAUUUGCUUUUUCUGUCUCUGUAUGGAUGGACAAUGACAGCAUGUCUACAAAGUUUCAAUACAGUAAGUAAUGCAUCUUCCUUGUGCUGUUAAAUUAUAAGCAAACAUUUAUUGUGCACUAUUUAGCGAUCAGGCCAAAUAACAAAAAUUCCUUGUUCCUGUCCCCUCUCUCACCAUUUUUUGGGCCCGCAUCAGUUUUUUUUUGUGUUUUGUUAUUUUUAAAAUUUUGGGGUUUUCUUUACAUCGAAAAUGGAAAAUUUCAAUUGCUGACAAAUUUUAUAGUUUACAAAUGCAUUUUUAAACACAAAGACCAUGAUACAUGAAGAGAAGCAAUGACAAAACUAUUGACAAAUUGUUUACAACACAUUUUGCUACGCAGAGAACAUCUUUUGGCAUAUUUUGACGAACUGUGGAAAAAACAAAUAUCAAAUAAUAAGUGCCUCCCUCACCAACUUUUUGUAAAACCGAGGACAGGAAAGCAAUGAUUUUUUGUUACUUGGCCUUCAUCAUAGCAAAUGUUAAAUAAAUGGGUACUACAAAGGAUUUUGA
Messenger RNA from Anneissia japonica, 3694 nucleotides. RefSeq names its product cysteine-rich protein 1-like. Gene Ontology annotation, biological process: intrinsic apoptotic signaling pathway in response to DNA damage; regulation of gene expression. Gene Ontology annotation, molecular function: zinc ion binding. Lineage: Eukaryota; Metazoa; Echinodermata; Crinoidea; Comatulida; Comatulidae. The transcript has 4 exons. The record is from RefSeq and is a predicted model, not a curated record. The coding region runs from base 114 to 356 and encodes 80 amino acids.